CACAGCUUCACAUCACAUGCUUCCACCUUGUGGCAAAACAGAGCCAUUGCAAUAAAUAGGAAGACUGUAAGAGUGCUGUAUGAAAGUUUUAUAUGUUGUUUAUUUGAUAGAUGAAGCUGCAUGGCCACUUUAUUCAAUAUAACUCAUUCAUGGAUAAAUUUGAUAUAUGAUGUUCCCUGUUAAAGCCCUGCUCCGACACACACACCAAAGAUCUGAUUAGCUGGAUGCGUUUAAUUAAACUGCCUUAGAGAAUUAACAGUGUGUGAAGCCAUUCCUCUUUCUUUAAAAUAAUCAAUACAAUUCAAGCGUACUUGUUACAUAGUUAAUGAUAGCCAAAGUGCACACUGGAGACAAAAAGCGUAACAACAAAGUAAUAGGAAAUGUGCUAAAAUGUUAAUUAUUUUCCAGUUUCAAUACACAUUCAAAAAUGACAUAUUUAGAAACAAGUACUGUAAUCAUCUCAAAUGGCCAACUGUACCCAGACAUUCAGUUCAGAAUUAUUAACAACAUCUGUCCAGCUGCUGAAACUUUACAGAAAAGAUGCCGUUUUGAAGUAGAUUUUGGUUUAUGGUCUUCGGAACAAGGUGUCAUUCAUGUGAAACAACAUUAGAAUUAUUACUAAACAUCAUAUACAUAAAAUCAAGUAGAAUAACAGUAAAUCCUCUUUAAGUUGUUUUAACAAUGAAUGUAUUUUAUCAUCCUUACUUCACUCCAAAGAUAAUCAACCUCUAGAGAAUUAUAUAAAACCAUUUUUUUAACCCCUUGCAACCCCUUUAGAUGUUUGAAGCAUGUUUUUGAUUCGUUGUCUACUGUGUGUGUGUGUGUGUGUGUGUAUUCACACAUGAAAGCCAUCCCUCUUUCUUUAAAACAAUUAAUUAAUCCUCUUUAAAUAGUUUGAAAAAAUGAAUGAAAAUGUCUCGUUUUAUUUUUUGAUGUGUGAAGAAUGUUGUUUGUUUUUUGUCUAUUGUGUGUGUAUUCACACAUGAAUAUUUCUCUAUGUCAUGUGUGUAGAUUUUGUUCCUUACCUGAGCGUUCAAUAAAAAACAAAAACAAGAAGGCUCGUUCUUCCUCAUUAGGUGACGAUCCGCGCUCUGAUUGGACAUCCGCCGGCGCUAUGUUAAUGUAGGGGCGGGGCCUCGCCAAGUGAGUAGGUGACGUCAGCUCUCAUUCCGCAGAAGCGAAACAAACAUGGCGACAGAAUGGAGUGGGAAAGGCAGCACGCUAACUUUAUUACUGAUCUUUUGGAUUAGAUUCUGUUCGAACCGAGCCCAGUCCUCAGGCAGCGACAGCCGGAUCCUCGGCAUGCGGCUGGAGAGCAGCGACAAGCCCGCCUCGACCACCGACGAUGGGAUCGUCCAGGUAACCGAGGGGAGCGACAUCCAGCUCCGCUUCUACGGGCUGCAGAUCAGCAACGACACCUGGGAGCGGAUCAAGUUCGUGGAGCAGAGCGAGGAGACAAACAGCACUUGUGCUGACUUCACCAAAGACAUCUCCAUCAGGACUAGCAUGACCGUCCACAGCCAGGGCACUUCGGGAGUCCUGGGGCUCAGGAUCAAACCGCUUCGGAAGAGCGAGUCGCACCGGGAUUACGCGCUGUGCGUCCGGCGCAGCCCUGAUGGGAAGUGGUUCCUCCUCGGACAAAACGACGGAAAGUUGCGUGUGGUGGAGGAGAAAAAGUCCCUUCUGCCUAUCUGGUUCCAGGUGAUCUUAAUAUCCUGCCUUCUGGUUCUGUCAGGGAUGUUCAGCGGGUUAAAUCUGGGUCUAAUGGCGUUGGAUCCCAUGGAGCUGCGGAUCGUCCAAAGCAGCGGCACAGAGAAGGAGAAGAAGUACGCGAGAAAAAUCGAACCGAUCCGGCGGAAAGGAAACUACUUAUUGUGCUCGCUUCUCUUGGGGAACGUGCUGGUCAACACUACACUGACUAUCCUUCUCGACGAUCUCAUCGGAUCCGGUUUGGCCGCCGUUAUAGCGUCGACUAUCGGCAUCGUCAUCUUCGGCGAGAUCGUCCCUCAGGCGCUCUGUUCCCGCCACGGUUUGGCGGUUGGCGCGAACACCAUUCACCUCACGAAGUUCUUCAUGCUUGUGACUUUCCCGCUUUCUUUCCCAGUCAGCAAACUCUUGGACUGCGUUCUGGGUCAGGAGAUCGGUACCGUGUACAACCGAGAGAAGCUGCUGGAGAUGCUGAAGGUGACCGCGCCGUAUAACGACUUGGUGAAGGAGGAGAUGAACAUGAUCCAAGGCGCGCUGGAGCUGAGGACCAAGACGGUGGAGAACAUCAUGACUCCGUUAGGCGACUGCUUCAUGAUCAACAGCGACACCGUGCUGGACUUCAACACCAUGUCUGAGAUCAUGGAGAGCGGGUACACGCGGAUUCCCGUCUACGAGGAAGAGCGGAGCAACAUCGUGGACAUCCUCUUCGUCAAAGACCUCGCCUUCGUGGAUCCGGAUGACUGCACGACGCUGAAGACCAUCACCAAGUUCUACAACCAUCCGGUGCACUUUGUGUUUCACGACACCAAGCUGGACUCCAUGCUGGAGGAGUUUAAGAAAGGUAAAUCACACCUGGCCAUUGUCCAGAAGGUUAAUAGCGAGGGGGAGGGAGAUCCGUUCUAUGAGGUGCUGGGAUUGGUCACGCUGGAAGACGUCAUCGAGGAGAUCAUCAAAUCAGAAAUCCUGGACGAGUCUGACCUCUACACUGAUAACCGCACCAGGAAGAAAGUGGCACACAAUAAGAACAAGCGAGACUUCUCUGCCUUCAAACAUGAGAGCGAGUCUAAAGUCAAGAUCUCUCCUCAGCUGCUGCUCGCCGCUCACCGCUUCCUCGCCACAGAGGUGAAUCUGUUCAGUCCAUCUCAGAUCUCAGAGAAAGUCCUUCUGCGUAUUCUUAAACACCCUGAUGUGAUCCAGGAGAUCAAAUUCAGCGAGAACGACAAGAAAUCAGCGCAUCACUACCUGUACCUGCGCGGCAAAGCCGUGGACUACUUCAUCCUCAUCCUGCAGGGCCGUGUGGAGGUGGAGGCUGGGAACGAGAAUAUGAUGUUUGAGACGGGGCCGUUCUCUUUCUAUGGAGUCAUGGCUCUCAGCGCUCCAACACUAGUGAGUGUCUCUCGUCCCCAUCACCUGUCUCUUAAGAGAUGCUCUCUCUUCUCUCGAUUCCAAGAGUUCCGCUCUCCGUCUCACAUCGACGGACUGAACCGCUCGGCGUCUCUGAGCAACACGGAUCGCCCAGAGCCUCAGUCCAUCAGCGGCAGCAGCACGCAGCUCAGCAGCACCGCUCCGCCGCAGUACACACCCGACUUCAACGUCCGAGCUCUGGCCGACCUGCAGUUCGUGAAGAUCACACGCUCUCAGUAUCAGAACGGUCUGGUGGCGUCUCGGCUGGACAGUUCCCCGCAGUCUCCGGACAGUGGACACGGCCUCGUGGACAACAACACAACAUCCGCUCUGCAUCCGUCUUCAGAAAACAUGGUGACGCUCGCGGACGAGACGACCUCGCUCCUCAUCGAACAGAACAGCCAAACACCGCACACAUAACGACGGUGCACACUCGUGAUUUACCCGUAUCCCACAGUCCUGCUGGACAUCAAGCACUUUUCCCAGAACUUUUAAUCAGAGCCCUUUUAGCGCCAACAGUAUGAUAGUGUGGGUGUAUGGACAGCAAUAGAUUUAAGACGUUGUGUAACAGAUUGUGCAAGACGAAAAAAACAAAGACACCAAAGUGUAUCCGGACUGAGAAAGGCCCCUGUGUCAGACGGACUGUGCCUGGGGCGCUUCAUAGAAUAGAAUAGAGACGUUUCUAGAGAUCAAGAUGUUUAUUUUGUCAUUUUUCUAUUGAGGUUUAUCUGAAAUGUCAACAAGGGAAACUGCAGAUGCCUUUUUAUUUUUUGUUAGUCCAUAGUUAAUUCAUCAUUGUACCAAAUUCUGUGUGUGUGUGCGCGCAUGCGUCUGUCUCUGUGUGUGUGAGUGAAGCUUAGAAUGAGUUUAUGAUAGAGACAUACAUGCACGUGUGUGUGUGUGUGUGUGUGUGUGUGUGUGUGUACGAUGACGCACGAGCUGGAUUUGGCCGUUGCAGCCCAAGCACAUCUCAGGGAGACAGAGACCCGCUGAGCUUCACACACUAGCUGCAUGUUCAGUGAUUCCCGCUGAUGUACGUGAACCCAAGCGACGAGCGAUCAAAAAAAGUGAAGCAUGCUGUCGUCAAAUGCACAUGACAUCCGCUUGACGUUUCUCCAUCGGAUAAUUCUGUGGCGGUGUUUGUGUGAUUUAGUGUUUGUGUCCUUUUGAAAUGAAUGCAUUGACUUUUUUUUAUUCCAAAGAGAACAAGCAUUUGUCGUUGUAUAAUUCAACUGUAAACUGAGUCACGUUUCUGCACAGAAUAUUUGUGAUUCGAGCUCUUGAACUGUAUCUGACGCUCCCGAUGGACCAGAGGUAAUCUAACCAAAAGAACUGAAUUGUAUUUAUUUAGCGUAAAAAUUGAGGUGGUGUAUUUUUGAAAUGCUUUGAUUUGUUUUUGUGACUGCGUGUUUUCUAAGCAGGGUUGACAUGGUACAGACUACAAAUUGUAGAGGCCUAAAACUAGAAAAUUCAGGAAGUGACUUUUGUUUCUUUGCCUUUUUUUUUUUUCACUCUGCACAUCUUUUGCUUUCAUACCAAAUAUGUUUGAAACUGAUAAGAACAAUCCAAGUGAAAAGUGUCUAGUAGACACGUUGACCGGAAGAUAUCAUCCCAUGCCUUGUCAGAUGAACUCUUUUAUUCUGUAGCAUCUCGAUGAAAAGGAGAGCAAGAACUGCACUGUUUUUUUUCUGGUUCUGACCGCUGGAGACACUCCGUUUGUUCAAACUGUUAAUCUAAUUAUGUCCUGUCCCUCUCAAAGGAAUCAUAAAAAAAAAAAUACAUUGUGAAUUCACACUUUUUUUUUUUUUUUUCUUUAAUGGAAACUGCUGAUUUUUUUUUUUUUUUAGGUGUAACAACUUUAUUCAUUCUUUUUAUACUGUAUUUUUUCCAAGUUAUUUCGUGCAUCGGGAGAGGUCUUCUUUCUGAGUUUGGCUAUUAAAUUAUUUAUUUAAUCAGUGUAAUAUGUUCCACGUUAUUGUAUUCAUUGUCUGUAAUGGGUUUGGCAACAACUCUCAGAUCGAGAAGGUCUACAGAUGGACUAAAGGCAAGUCAUCAAGUUUACAUGAAUAAUUUCCUGUACGUGUGAAAGAAAAUACUUUGCAAUUCUCUAGUCGACAAAAACAACUGUGACUGCACUGCAUUUAUGAGACUAAUUUCAACAUUUCAGUUUCUCUAUUGCACAAUCAAUCUCUUACUUACAACUCAACUUUCUUGAGAUCAAAAUAGGUCACCCACGAGCUUUGCUUGGAUCCAGUGAGAAACUGCUUUUAUGGAUGAAAGUGUUUAGUCUUAAAAAGUUAGUAAUCUAAUUUUUUUUUUUUUUUUCAAGACUGGUCAUAAUUCAGUUAUGAAACGGUAGAUUAGUUUUAUUUGUAUUGGAAAAGUAAGAUUACGGCUUGGAAACUGCUAGUUGUUCAAACGAGUUCUUAAGACAGUCUGGCCCCUGCUUGUUUCAAUAAGUUUUCUAUAGUGUUUUCUUUACUCUUUACUUCAAAAACUGUCUAAAAUGGGUGAUAUUUCAUGUAUUUGAGGUCUGAGAUGUAGGUACGCUGAAGAGAGAGAGAGAGAGAGAGCAAACAUGAUGUAUGGUUUGUUAGGAUCUGACAAUAUUUGUCUGAGAUGCAACUAUUUGAAAAUCUGGAAUCUGAGGGAGCAAAAACAUCUAAAUAUUGAGAAAAUCUCCUUUAAAGUUGUUCAAAUGAAGUUCUUAGCAAUGCAUAUUACUAAUCAAAAAUGAAGUUUUGAUAUAUUUACGGUAGGAAAUUUACAAAAUAUCUUCAUGGAACAUGAUCUUAAUAUCCUAAUGAUUUUUGGCAUAAAAGAAACAUGUAUAAUUUUGACCCAUACAAUGUAUUGUUGGCUAUUGCUGCAGAUAUAGCUGUGCUGCUUAUGACUGCUUCUGUGCUGCAGGCUCACAUUUAUUCAAUCUUAAUUUUUGUAAAAUACUGCAACAAGAUGUUAACAUUUUUUGGGGGGGUCUUUUUAUAUUAAAAACAAUCAAGCAAGCCCAGCCCAGAUUUACAAUACAAUAUUACAAUGAUAAAAAAAAAAUUAAAAGAUAAUAAACUAUAUGGUGAGACCUG
Molecule: messenger RNA, 6194 nt
Organism: Onychostoma macrolepis
Lineage: Eukaryota; Metazoa; Chordata; Actinopteri; Cypriniformes; Cyprinidae
Gene: cnnm4b
Product: metal transporter CNNM4
Exons: 8
Coding region: 1189-3531 (780 amino acids)
Biological process (GO): magnesium ion homeostasis; magnesium ion transport
Cellular component (GO): plasma membrane
Molecular function (GO): magnesium ion transmembrane transporter activity; sodium ion transmembrane transporter activity
Source: RefSeq, a predicted model, not a curated record